Messenger RNA from Trichoderma reesei QM6a, 1665 nucleotides. RefSeq lists its product as uncharacterized. Bases 1 to 1665 code for a protein of 554 amino acids. Lineage: Eukaryota; Fungi; Ascomycota; Sordariomycetes; Hypocreales; Hypocreaceae. Gene Ontology annotation, molecular function: zinc ion binding; cysteine-type deubiquitinase activity. Gene Ontology annotation, biological process: mRNA processing; spliceosomal complex assembly; protein deubiquitination. The transcript has a single exon. The record is from RefSeq and is a predicted model, not a curated record.
AUGUCCAAACGGCAAGCUUCCGAAGCUCUCGACGAGCUCCAGGACGUCGCGUCUCCCGCCUCCAAGCGCUCGCGAAUGGGCGACUUCGACUCGCCUCUCGCAAACAGCCACGACGAUGCCCAGAGCCCCGACCAAGACGCAGACGCGCGAAAAGAAGGCACGCAAGGCGCACAGAGCGAAAAUGAAGACGACGACGAUGAAGAUCUCGACAACGAACCCAUGGCGGCUCCCGUCCGGCAAUCAGGGCCAGCCGACGGCUACGACGACCUCUACCUCGACACCAUAGACCGCAACGUGCUCGACUUUGACUUUGAAAAGCUCUGCUCCGUCUCCCUCUCCAACAUCAACGUCUACGCAUGCCUCGUCUGCGGCAAGUACUACCAGGGCCGGGGCGUCAAAUCGCACGCCUACUUCCACUCCUUGGACGAGGACCACCACGUCUUCAUCAACCUCGAGACGCAAAAGGUCUACGUCCUGCCCGAGGGCUACGAGGUCAAGAGCAAGUCGCUCGACGACAUCAAAUACGUCUCCGACCCGCGGUACACCAAGGAGGAGGUCAUCCAGCUGGACCGGCGGCGCCCCAACGCCGUUAGCUGGACCCUCGACGGCAAGGAGUACACGCCGGGCUUCGUCGGCAUGAACAACAUCAAGGAGAACGACUACCUCAACGUGGUGGUGCAGGCGCUGUCGCACGUCUCCCCGCUGCGCAACUACUUCUUGCUCGAGGACUUUUCUAAAAAAUCCGAGCUCGUCAAGCGGUGCAGCAUCCUGUUCCGCAAGAUCUGGAACCCGCGCGCCUUCAAGGCGCACGUCUCGCCGCACGAGCUCCUCCAGGAGGUCGCCCUCCAGUCCAACAAGCGCUUCACCCUCACCCACCAGUCCGACCCCGUCGAGUUCCUCUCGUGGUUCCUCAACAACCUCCACCUCGGCCUCGGCGGCAGCAAGACGAAGCCCGGCAGCUCCAUGAUCCAGCGCACGUUCCAGGGCAAGCUCAAGGUCGAGUCGCAGGCCAUCACCGCCCGCGCCGACGCCGGGGACCGCCUGCGCUUCGAGGAGGCCGCCGAGGUCAAGGUCGACGUCGUGCGCUUCCUCCUGCUGACGCUCGACCUGCCCUCGGCGCCGCUCUUCCAGGACGAGCUGGAGAAGAACAUCAUCCCGCAGGUGCCCCUGAGCACCAUCCUCAGCAAGUACGACGGCAAGCGCGCGCAGGAGCACCACGCGCAGCGGAAGCGCUACCGCCUGCUGCACCCGCUGCCGCCCUUCUUGAUGCUCCACGUCAAGCGCUUCUCGCAGAACAAGUUCGUCGCCGAGCGCAACCCGACCAUUGUCACCUUUGACGCGCGCAACCUCGACGUCUCCCCUUACGUGGAGCCCAACCCCAACGAGUGGCCCGUCGGCGAGCCGAUAUGGUACGACCUCGUCGCCAACGUCGUCCACGAGGCGGUCCGCAAGAGGGACGACGUUGCCGACAGCGGCGAGGAGAAGAAGACGUGGAAGGUCCAGCUCAAGAACAAGGCCACCGACGAGUGGGUUGUCUGCCAGGACCUGUUUGUCGACAAGGUGCAGAGCGAGCUGCUCUAUCUCGGAGAGACGUAUCUGCAGAUCUGGGAGCGGAGAAGAGUACCGGGGAAGAAAGCUGACAAGGGAAAACAGGCGGCGGCAUAG